AUUAUUAUCUUCCAUAAAAUAAUAUCAUUCAUUAUAAAAAUAUUCAUUUCCUUAAAGCAAGAAAUAAUUAUAUAUUUAUUUAUAUUAGUAAGGAUGAAACAGGAAACAGAUUUAACAUUAAGUAAUAGCUAAAAUAAAGAAAAGUUUGAAGAUUCGAUUUAAGAAAAUAGUGAAAAUCAGAAUUUAGAUGAACCAAAAGAUGUUUCUAAUAAAAAUUAGCAUAAUUCACCAUAAAAAUAACUACUUAAAUAGGCUAAAAUAUCAGAUUAUUUUUCGGGUGAUAAAAACAAACAUCUCCCUUUUUUUUCUGACAAAAAGCAAGAUAAAACACAAAGUUUGGAUUAAUUGCUAUUUGAUUAAAGCUUAAAAAAAAUAAAAUAAUCUUAAACUAAUUAUAAAAACAUGAUUUCUUAACUAUCAAAUGAAUUGAGCGGCUUCAAAAACGAUGCCGAAAAAGAACUUCUUAGCACCAAAAAAAGAAUAAAAGAAUUAAACGAUUAAAUAUACACAAGCUCAGAGUAAAAGGAUAAUUAUAUUAUAGAACUAAAGCAAUAAGUAGAUAUAUUAAAUUAGGAUUUAGAAUAUCAAAAAAGUAAAAAUGAAGAAUUAAAUCAACAGAAAUAAAAAUUUAUCUAAAUUAUUGAUGAGUUGCAACAACAAAUCAAUUCAUAAUAGGAUGAAAAAAAGAAGUUAGAUUUAUAGCUAUUUUAAAUAAAAAGUAAUUAAGAGUUAAAAAUUUAGAAACUAGAAAGCUAGUUAGGUCAAGCUAACUUGAAGAUAUCAAAUUUAGAAAUAGACAAAAGAGAUUUAUAGCAAAAAUUUUUAAAUGCAAGUAGAGGUAUUACAGAAACUGUUAUUUAGGAUUUAGAAAAUUAGAUGCAAAAAAUUGAUAUUGAAAAUUCAUUACUUAAAAAUGAAAUAUUUGAUUUAAAAUUUGGUAUUAAUGAGAAAAAUAGAAAAAUUGAGUAACUUGAAUAAGAAAUUGCUUCAAAGUAGAAUCAUACUGAAACUUUCAGAAAAAAAAUUGAAGAAUUGAGUGAAAAAAUUCAAGCAUAUUAAAAAGAAAACAUAUAAAAAGACCAAUAAAUAUUAAAUAUCAUUAAUUAAAAUUAGAAAACAAUUUAAAUUCGAGAAUAACUAAAUGAAAAGAUUCUGCAUAUGAACAAAAAAAUAGAGGAAUAGGAAAAAGAAAUUAUUGAUUUAAAGAAAAUUAUUGUUCAAGGAUAAAGUAGUUGA
Tetrahymena thermophila SB210 is the source of this 1236-nucleotide messenger RNA. RefSeq lists its product as hypothetical. The transcript is spliced from 3 exons. NCBI's taxonomy places the organism in Eukaryota, Ciliophora, Oligohymenophorea, Hymenostomatida, Tetrahymenidae. The record is from RefSeq and is a predicted model, not a curated record.